AUGUCUCUUAGGGCACAUCCACAAAUUCAGUAUUUGCUGAAUGCCAAGCCUCAUUUUCCUAUUCGAGUUAAUUGCUGGUUUUGCAGGCAAAAUACUGUAGUGCCUUUUGGUAACAGCAAUUGUUGGGAUUGUCCAAAUUGUGAACAGUACAAUGGGUUUCAAGAAGAUAAUGAUUAUAACAAACCAAUACCUGCUCAGUAUGAUGAAAGUUUAAAUUUCCCAGUAACUGGUGUUCCUGCUAAUGGUUAUAAAUUUUCUACCAAAAGUGCUCUCUGUAUGGAUUGCAACAGAAACCAGCAGAUAAAAAUAAAGCUUCUGUCAGAAUUUGUACCUUUUAAUGAGGAUAGUUUUUCAGAAGAAAUAGAUGCUUAUCACUGCCAAUUAGAAAAAGCAUAUCAUUUGUGCCAUUGGUGUGAUAUAAAAGUACAAAAUAUUCUUUCCAAACAAGAUAGUGAAUUAUUAGCAACACUGCCAACUGAUUUAAUUAGGAAUUCCAGGGAAACAAGCGAAUCAUUGCCUUCUAUAUCAUCACAACGUGUUCAUAUUUGUGUUCAUGGUUUAACUGUUAUCAGUCUAUUAUGUUUAAUGUCUUUAUUGUUAUGUGGAAUAUUUGAACUACAAGAAGAUAGUGACCAUCAGUUUAUCCCUCUAACGUGGAAAACAAUUUCGUUUCUUCCAACUGCUUCCACUUUGACAGUCAUUGGUCUUUUGACAGCUGUUGGAGCAAUAUUAUUUGCUGGACGAAAUAAACUGAGAAGAAUUGAUGCAACUGUAGCAUUAGUAUGGGUUGUAUUACAAGCAGUCUACUCUACCAUAAUUGAUGAUUUAAUACCAGCUGCCGAUCUUCAUUUGAUGAGGCCAAUAAUAAUUUUCUUGACUUUGAUUAUUUCAAUAAUUGGCUACGUUUGGAGAUUUACUAAUAAUACUGAGAAUCGAAUUUGGAUGAGUAAAAGGAGAGGAAAAAGACCUCUUGUUAAUCGUACAAUCAUUGACAAACCUCCUGCCGAUCCUUCUGCUAUUUAUUUAUAUAAAAAAAUUAGUAAGAAACAACCUGCUAAGGAUGUUGUGGAUGCUAUUGACCAAAAGUUAGAUGCCAUACAAAUUACUUCUGGUAAAAUGAAUUUUAAAAACCUAGAGAAAUUAAGUUGCAAAUCCUUAAGAAGCAAUUUUCCUCUGAUCAGACCAACUCGGUUUACAUCUCAACAGUUUAGACAAGCUUCAUGGACAGGAGGAAAUUAUUGGUCAUUUUCUAAUGAGAAAUCUUCUUCUAGUGUAGCUGGGAAUUCUUCUCUUGGUUUAAUUACUCCUCCUCCAUCUGUAUGCAGUUCUCAAGAAAGUAGUUCGGCUAGUCAUGCAGAGAGUACUUGUGAAGAAGAAUGGCAUUGUGAAUCAUAUGAGACAAGAAUCCUUACAUGGCCACCUUCCAUUGCAAAAGAUAAAUCCGUACAGUGGGAAUCAGAAACUUCCAGGAGCAACACCAGCAAUAUGUCACAGUCUCAGCAUCACUUCCAAAACUCUGUUAAGGCGAAGUCCAAUUCUCCACAAACAUCUCAUAUCUUUGGACCGUUUUCAUAUAAGGUGGCAUUUGUUAGUGUGAUUGCCAACAUUAUAUUAUUGAUUUAUUAUGUCAUUCUACCUUGGGUCAACUGAAACCAGUAUUGCCAAAUGUAAUAGUUCCAGUAUUAAAGAAACAAAUGUGAAUUGUGUAAGAUUAUGUUAAACCCAUGUGUAAUUUUUAGUUUUGUUUUCAGUAUAAGUGUACAUAAUAUGCCAUACCUUACAAAGAAUUUAAUGUUGUAUGUUUUUUUUAUAUACAUAUAAGUUUAAAAUGUAAUUUUUGUCAAUUUGAAUUUAUAUCAUUAGCAAUUUUAAUAAUCUAUACAAGAAUUACAGUAAAAAUUUUAAGUAGACAUUUUAUAUGAAUGGAUUUUUUAUUGUGUAGCAAUUAAAUAUGAAUGAGACAAUGGACAGAAGCUUUUUUUUUCAGAUUGUUUGAAUGCAGAUAUUUGUGAAGUAAAGCAUGUGCUUUGAUACAUUUCUGCUGGUUUAUUGAUUAAAGAAAACAAAUUUGUCAUA
This is a messenger RNA of Centruroides sculpturatus (bark scorpion), 2076 nucleotides long. RefSeq names its product transmembrane protein 201-like. The record is from RefSeq and is a predicted model, not a curated record. Bases 1 to 1650 code for a protein of 549 amino acids. Lineage: Eukaryota; Metazoa; Arthropoda; Arachnida; Scorpiones; Buthidae. Gene Ontology annotation, molecular function: lamin binding; actin filament binding. Gene Ontology annotation, biological process: nuclear migration along microtubule. The transcript is spliced from 10 exons. Gene Ontology annotation, cellular component: nuclear inner membrane.